Paramecium primaurelia is the source of this 1718-nucleotide messenger RNA. The record is from the annotation of a GenBank genome assembly. Lineage: Eukaryota; Ciliophora; Oligohymenophorea; Peniculida; Parameciidae.
AUGUCAAGGGUUCAAACAGCAAAGAGUUAAUAAAAUAUACGUUCAAUUGAGGAGGAAUUAGAACAUUAAAUAAAAAAGUCUGGACUUCUUGAUGCUGAUAGAAAGAAUUUUUAUAAUAAUGCUGAAGAGACUAAGCGUAAGAACAAUGAAAUCAUUGAACAAUUAAAAAAAGAGAAUAGGGAUUUAAAGAAACUGUAAGAUGAGUUAAUUGCAAAUAAAAGAGUAUAUGAGUUAGCAAAUAGUAGGGUGCAAGUGCUUCUUUAGCAAAGACAUAAGGGGCAUUCAUAUCUUGGUCUGGAGACAUAAAAGAUGAGAAUUAUUGGAGACGUAAAUUAGAUGAUGCUAAACACUUAACAAAAGCCAAAAAAGAAAGAUUGAUUUAAUUACAAGAUAAAUUGAAUGAAGUAAGUGACACUAAAUUUGGAGUUCCAGAAGAAUCACCUUUGAUGCGAUAAAUUCGAAUUUUAGAAAAUAACUUAGAUAAAGUGAUGAUAAAAUAUAAUGAAGCAUAAUCAAUUAGAAAAACAUAUGAAUAAAUAGUAAAGAGAUUGAAAGAAGAAAGAGUUGGAUAUGAUAAUUAAUUAGCAGCUAUUGAAAGAUCAUUAAAAGGAAAGGAACAUGAUUAUGAAGAAUUAUUAUUAUUGGCUCAUGAUGCUACACAUGCAAAAGAGUUGGCUUAAGCUGAGUUAAAGAAAUAUGAACAUAAAAAAGCAGCAGUGAGAGAAUUAAGAAAGACAUAUUUAGAUGCAAAGAGAAAAGCAAUUGAAGAGAGAGAAAAAGUGAUAUAGAAAUUGGAAAAAAGAGAAAAGGAUAAUGUUUAAACUUAAGUAGAAUAUAAUACUUCAAAUAUUCCUAUUUAAGAAUCAUCUAAUCCUAAUGUGGAUACAAAUAUCUAGAAAUAAAAGUUGGCUGAUUAUGAAGAAGCAUUUCAUAAAUUAAAAGAAGCUACUGGAUUUAGAGAUGUUAAUGAUAUCAUUUAAAAGUUUACUAGUUAAGAUGAGACUAGCAAAUCUUUGAGUGAUCUUAAAGGAGAAUAUUAAGAUAAAAUAGAAUAAUUAAUAACUGAAAGAUAGAAAUUGAGAGAUCAUUUGAAUGAUUUAAAGUAUGAAGGAGGAGAGGCUUUAACAAGAAAAUAAAUUGAUGAAGUAAAUUUAAUAUUUUAUAUAUUAUUAGAUUGAAAACAAUGUUAAUAAUGCUAUUAAUAAAUGUGAAAGAACUAAAUUAAAAUAUGAGAGAGUUUAAAAAAUAUUAGUUAAUGUAAAGGCUGGUAUUGAACAUUUGUAUGAGAAAUUGGAAUUCUUUAAAUUAGAAGGAAAACCUAAUAUUGUUAUAUCUGAUGAAAAAUUAGUUGAUGGUUUAUCUUAGGUUGUUGAAAAAAUGAAACUUGUUUUAUAAUUAAUUAAGAAUGAUGCAUCUUAUCGUGCAUAAGAUUUCAAAUAGACUUGGAAAGAUUUCAAUAAAGAACAUAUUGAUUAAUUCAUUAAUUUGAAUUUAAGAGAUAACAGUUUAUAUUUGUAUUAUUAAUAAUAGACAUUAAACCAGAAAAUGUUAGUAGAAAUAUUAGAGUUAGAAUUCAAGAUAAAGAAGAUGAUGAUGUUAGUGAUGGUGAAAUAGAAGAUGAUAUUGAUUAAGAAGUAACAGCCAAAUUAAAAUAAAAAUAUGGAGCUUAAGCUAAAGAUAAGAAUGCUAAGAAGUUAAAUAAACCAAAUAAAAAAUGA